This is a messenger RNA of Panicum virgatum (switchgrass), 1280 nucleotides long. RefSeq lists its product as uncharacterized. The transcript has 3 exons. The record is from RefSeq and is a predicted model, not a curated record. The coding region runs from base 5 to 1099 and encodes 364 amino acids. Lineage: Eukaryota; Viridiplantae; Streptophyta; Magnoliopsida; Poales; Poaceae.
CUUCAUGCCGCGUCCGCUGGGGAUGCAUCCGGACGAGUUGGAGGUCCUCCUCCACGGGGCGUCGCUCGAGCUCCCCGCGUGCGAGCGAGCGAAGGCGAUCGCGCUCCGCCUCAAGCUCGUCUGGCGCCUCCGGCUCGGGCCGGCCGGCUCCUUCGCGGCGCUGACCUCCCUGACGAUCCUCUUCGCCCUCAUGGACGGCGGCGAGGUCACCGCCCUCGUGUCCACGCGAUGCCCGCGCCUGAGGAACCUGAGGCUCUGCCUCGAGCUCGUCGGCGAUCAUGGCAUCUCCAUUCGCUCCGGCUCGCUGCGCUCGCUGAGCAUCUGCGUCGCGAGAAAAUGGCGGCUGGAGGUCGCCGCCCCAAGGCUGGAAUACCUGUACGUAGGCGGGGCCAUUGACGAGGCUCGCGUCUCCGCCCCCAAGCUUGCAGGGUUGGUCUGGUCGUGCCCCAACUACGACCCUCACCGCCACCAGUUCGAAGACGCCGGCCGCCGCCGCCUCCAGCUGAUGGACAUCGGUUUGGCUUCUGCAGCGGGGUUGCUGAUGCAGCAAUUCGAUGGAGCUGAUCAGUUAAGACUGCGAGUCAGUAUUCCACUGGGGGUAGCAUACAAAAGCUUCUUGAAUGAAACAAGCAAGCUGCCCAAGUGUCAGACGUUGAACAUUACCUUACCGACGAAUUCUUGCCAUGGUUUGGCACCAGUCAUGUUGCAUCUCCUGAGGAGUUGUAGCAGCACAAAGAAGGUUUCCGUACAAUUGCUUGGUUUAACUGACUACCCAACGUGGCUUCGUUGCCGGUCAAAUUGCCCUUGUCGCUUGGAGGAGAGUCGCAGGAUUGAUGGCAUUGAUCUCAAUUCACUUGAAGAGGUGGAAAUCACGUCCUAUAGAGGUUCUCAAGAAGAAUUGUUGGAAUUUGUGGAGCAUCUAUGUAGAUGCAAUGCACCGAUCCUCAAAAAGCUGGUCUUCAGCCAUACAAAGUUCUCUGCUCCUUCACAAACCAAGGCUCUAUUUGAAAAGAUCCGUAGCAUGUGCUAUCCAAAAAUUGAUGUCGAAUUCUAUGACUUCAUGGAUGGGGCAUGGGUGUGUUUCUACGGUUUCGACUGAUUACCCAUGGCUCAUAAAAGUAAGAAAAUAUAAUGUAAUAUGGUCGAUUUUGCACUCUUCCACCUAUUUGGAAGAGCAGAAUUUAAUUGUUCCAAGAUUUUUCAGGAUAUAGUUUGUCGGUGGUGACAGGUUUGUCAAAAAUUUUGGUCAUUUUGAAUUUAUUCCCACCCCCUUCCUCCUA